Molecule: messenger RNA, 3430 nt
Organism: Mya arenaria
Lineage: Eukaryota; Metazoa; Mollusca; Bivalvia; Myida; Myidae
Product: RING finger protein nhl-1-like
Exons: 8
Coding region: 540-2702 (720 amino acids)
Molecular function (GO): metal ion binding
Source: RefSeq, a predicted model, not a curated record
UAUAUUUUUCAGCGAAAAUAUUUUUAAAAUUUUCUCCGUAUAAUUGGUAUUAUUAUAUUGGUAUUAUUAUAUUGGUAUUAUUAGCUUGAAUAGCUCACUUAAAAUUUUUCUACCAGUAAUUAAGCAAACUUGUUGAAAAGUAUUUGUAAUUAGUGCCAUGACGAACAGAUAAUAUAGAGCUAUUUACGUACAUGCAAACGAAGUAUAAUCUAUCGGUUGUUGAAAAGGAUGAGUACGGAUUUUCAUUGUUAAAAAUUGUGAAACAGAUAUUUCGGGACUUCUUAUUUUAUGGAAGGCAAGUUCAGAAGAUACGGCAGAUCUGGGAUCAUUUGAUAAAGCUGGUGUCCGAUAGAUAAUGGCUUACUUUUGAAACGAAUAAAACAACUUAAUCAAAACGUAACAUAUCUAAGGUAAAGAUCGACAAAAUUGGAUUAACUAAAUGAUAUUGAAUAUGAGUCACUUCUGAAAUGAAAAAAAAAUGAAUUCCUUUUUUGUGAGUGGACAUUUAACGUAACGUAACGUAACAUAACGUCAGUGAGAUGUCUAAGACGUCACGUAGUUUCGAGCAGGUGUCCCAGCAUUUCAAGUGCCCCAUCCACCUGGGGAAGCUGAGGGAUCCCCGCCGACUGCCGUGUGAACACACGCUCUGUAAGGACUGUCUCAAGGGCCUGAUAAGGUCCGCCUUAAAGCGAGAGGACCUAAGCGGGGUGUUCGAAUGUCCUGAGUGCCGCCAACGUCAUGCCAUCCCGACGACGGAAACGGAAGACUGGGCAGACUGGUUCCCGGUAGACGCAUUCUGUGUCAUUCAGCUGCAGACGCUCGCCAGGUUCCAGGACUCGCAAGUUUGUGAGAUCCACGAAGACAAGUUCAAAGAGUACUACUGUUUUCACCACCGUGACCUCUUCUGCCCCGACUGUAUUAUCUCGAAGCACACGAACACCCCCUGCUACGCGCGCAACUGCCAGGAUGCCGUCAGUGACGUCAAAAAACACGUGGCGGACCUGCUCGGGCAGCUCAGACUUCAAGAGGAGCACGCGGUACGGAUCGGGAGUUCAAAGGUGGCGGCGGCGCACUCGGACGACCUCCUCCAGAAAGUGUGGGAGGUGGAGCAUCUCAUCGACCGCUUCCACAAACAAAUGAAGAAGAAGUUGAACGAGAGUCGUCAACAGAUAGAGGCCGCCACUCGCAUCUCACAGGCGGAUAAAGACCACCUUAAGACGACCCAGCAGCUGAUCAGUCAGACGAAAAAAUUGGUGGAGGACAAGGUGAAGUCGACCAACACCAAGUCACAGGAGGGACAGAUGGAGAUGCUCAGACUCUGGAAGCCACUCCAGGAUCAAGUCGACCAUUUCCAGACGGUGCUGACGGCCGUCGAGAAGAGGCCGUUCUGUGUGAACGUGCAGGCGGACGAACAGUUCUUGGAGCUGAUAUCCCUCAACCAGGAGCCGGUUGUCGUGCAGAACCAGAGCGCCACCUGGACUCCCCUCAACCCAACGACAGCAAAUCGUGUACCAAGCGUCGACUCCUUUAAGAGCCGGCCGUCACAGAGAGACCGGAAGUCGGUCCCGCAUUUCAAGAAAAGCCUGGGCCAGUUAUCGCCGCGAACAAACGACAAUGAUACAAGUUUACCGCGAACGAGGUCCAGUUAUAGGACGGUUCCUGUUCCCUCAAAGCCACUUCCGUCGGAGUCCAGCAGUCCCCGACAUCAGCAGCAACAUCCGCCCUCCCGCCAGCAGAGAAUCCAGGAGAAGAAUCCAACCAUACUGCCUCGACUCACAGCCGGCGGACUGACUUCCGGUGAGACGUCAAAAGUUUUCAAUAUCCGUUCUCUAAAACUAAAGGGUAUCAGCCAACAGUCGAUUUUCGAAUUGCCGUGUGAAGAUAUCAUUGUCAUGGACAGCAAUAUCAUAACAUUAACGGAGCGAGCAGUUCAGAAAUUCUCACUGCGGUACCAGUUCCUGCAAAGCAUGGAGCUCCGCGCACCCCUCCGUCUAUGCUACACCAGGGACGAUACGGGCUACGUCCUGGUGUUGGACAACAGCAACGGCAUCUCUCUCGUCUCCACCCACCCCCGCCUCCAGCUGCUGUACAGAAUAGAAACGGAUCGAGUAUACACCGGCGUGUGCCACAUGCGGACCACUAUGACGGAGGAUGCCUACGGGCGCUGCAUGUACCACGUGCAUCUUGCGUUGACGCACGUAUGGAACAGGGAAGACUGCGUUGACGUCAUGGUCGUGACGUAUGAGAAACGUGCCGUCACACUUGGCCUCAUUGAAGAGAUCACGCUCAAGCCUGCCAAGGUUAAAACAAUAUGUGGCAGCAAUGACGAUGCGUGUUUAAAGAACAUGAACGCCAUCUGUACCGCACCUGAGAACCGCAAAAUCCUAAUUGGCGCGCAGUCCGGUGUCGUCUGCUUGAGCCGAGACGGUGACAUCAUCUGGUCGUACCAAACGUCACACUCCGUGUGCAGCGUUGACUCGCGACGCGGCCUGAUCUACGCCGUUGUUGAGAAGGAAAAACGCGUGUUUAUUCUCGACCAGCACGGGAACAGCAUGGUAGAUACAAUAUUUCCAACCGGCUGCACCGUCACGCGCCCCAGUCGUGUAUCCGUGGGGAAGACCUCCCUCAUUGUCCGGGAGUUUGUUGACAAUGACCAACACGGCCUGAAAAGCAUGGUUCAUGUGUUUAACUUAUCGUUUUAAAUGCAAUGGAAAACAAAUAUUAUAUGACCUAUCUUAUAAACAGUCAUUUACAUGAAGACUUCACAUUCUAAUUGAAUAAAACUCACUCUCAAGUAUUAAAUUAUUAAAGACAGAGGUAUGCGCGUUGCUGUACAUAUACGUUUUGUCCUUGGAAACAGGCGUUCCAAGUUUCAUUUCAAUAUCUUGAACUGUUUUUGAUUUAUGGCAAAGGUUAUAGUGUUUUUCAUAACGCCGCCGACGACGCCACCGCUGCCAUCGACGACACAAAGAGUAUUACAUUAACCCGCCUUCAUUUCAUCGAAAAACAGACGAGCCAAUGUGUUCGUAAAACAAUAAAACAAUAGUCAUGAAUUGAAUUGAAUUUAGUUGAACAUUAGUUGUAAAAAACAGGUAUCCAAGCGCUUUAUUUCUUAUUACAAUUAAGCACCUUUACAUAAGAUAACACGAUACAAUUUUGUUGUCAUCGGAAAAGUACAUAAUAUACACAGCAUUUGUUACAUUUUAUCACACUAUAUAUGUUUUUAUCAUUAUUGAAUUAAAAUGAUAUUUUUUCGGUCGUUAAAUUCCUUUGUCUUAUUGAUUGUAUAUUGCUUAAGUUUCAAUGUUUGUACAAUUUUACACUCCUGUUUUUUUUUUAAUUAUCUUUAAUAUGUUUGAUGGCAUUGGUAAAGCAAAUAUUUAUUGUUAUGUUUUAAUGUAGCUGUUUUAAUAUCCUAACACGUUCCUUA